Myxozyma melibiosi is the source of this 1731-nucleotide messenger RNA. RefSeq names its product mitochondrial carrier domain-containing protein. Gene Ontology annotation, molecular function: L-ornithine transmembrane transporter activity. The record is from RefSeq and is a predicted model, not a curated record. Gene Ontology annotation, biological process: mitochondrial L-ornithine transmembrane transport. NCBI's taxonomy places the organism in Eukaryota, Fungi, Ascomycota, Lipomycetes, Lipomycetales, Lipomycetaceae. The transcript is spliced from 4 exons. Gene Ontology annotation, cellular component: mitochondrion. Bases 250 to 1335 code for a protein of 361 amino acids.
CUACCUUCUUCUCCUCCGCCCUUGAAACACCUCUCGUCUUGAUUUUGAGUUGCUGUCAUCCGCUGCCGCUGCGCGAAUCAGGAACUUUGCAAACAACAGCGGUCGAGACCCUUCAUCUUCUUCCGUCUGCCUUUCUUGGCUUUCUUGUGUUUUUCUAUAUCUUCUCUGCUGCCCCAAUGCGAUAGCUUUUCUCUGUUACUCCUCUUUUCUUCCUCUUCUCCUCUCUCCUCUACUAUAUCUGAUCUGUAGAUGGAAGAGUCCACCUCCACCCUCGACUCCAUCAAAGAGAUCUCCUUUGGCUCCACCGCAGGAGUAGCUGGAAAGCUCUUUGAAUACCCCUUCGACACCGUCAAAGUCAGGCUACAAUCCCAACCUGAUGGCGUGCCUCUGAGAUUCAAAGGUCCGCUCGAUUGCUUCGAGCAGACGUGGCGGAAGGAGGGCAUUUAUGGAUUCUUCAGGGGCAUCUCCUCCCCCCUCGUCGGCGCAGCAGCUGAAAACUCCUCUCUCUUCUUCAGCUACCGGCUCGCGCAAAAAACCGCCCGCUACCUCUUCUACCCAACCCUCGCCCCUCAAACCGACCUCCCGAUGUCCUCCCUCCUCGUGUGCGGCGCCGUCAGCGGCUCCUUCACGUCCUUCAUCCUCACCCCGAUCGAGCUCAUCAAAUGCCAGAUGCAAGUCACAAACCUCCGUCUCUACGACCCCUCGCGCUCUACCUCCACCACUCGCUCGCCCUCCUCUCUCACACUAAAACACCACACAAGCAACGUCGUCCCCGUCCGCGCGCUCUCGUACUCCUCCGCCACAGCACCGCCCCCCUCCGCACUCACGCUAAUCUCCCAAGUCUACCGCGACCACGGCCUCGCCGGCUUCUGGCGCGGUCAACUCGGCACUUUUUUCCGCGAAACCGGCGGCGGCGCAGCCUGGUUCGGCGCGUACGAAUACGUCAGCGGUGUUCUCCGCCGUCGUCGCCUCCCUCUAUCAUCCACAUCGACAUCGACAUCGACAUCGACAUCGACAACGCAGAUAUCAGGCAACUCGAUGACGGACUCGAUGAUCGCGGGCGCGGUGGCAGGCGUGUCGUAUAACCUCUCGCUCUUCCCCGCCGACAGCAUCAAAUCGCGCAUGCAAACCGACGCCGUGCUGAUCGGUUCGUCAUCAGCAAGCAAGACCGGCGCGGCGGUCGACCGCGGGUUCUGGAGCGUGGGCAAGGAGAUGUAUCGCGCGGGCGGGGUAGCCGUGUUUUAUAGAGGGUGCGGGAUGACUGUUUUGCGGAGCGCGCCGAGUAGUGCGAUUAUUUUCUUGACGUAUGAGUAUUUGAAGAAGACGUGGGGAUGAUGAGAAAAUAAGUUAGGCUUAAAACGAAGAAGGGGACGGCAGCGGUUUAGGGCAGAUAUGCUAUGCGAUGCUUAUCCGCAAUCAAUAAAAUAUUAUCUACCAACCGAUAAGAGGCGACAGUAUUCUAAUCACCAGAUUUAGCUAAAUCAGAGAUGCGCAGGGGCACAUGUGUUGGCAGGCGCUAAACACUGGAUAAAAGCAAGGGCUCACCACAGCAAGGAGGACUAUCGCGAGUCAUCGAUCUGUCAAGAGCCCGUUUGCACCGCAUCGAUGGUGAUAUCUUCAUUCGGCCCUGGAUUAUUGCAGACAAAUAACCAGAGCCAAGAUGUGUUGAUGUACUAAUAUUUCUUUAUAUUAUAAUAUGAAUACAGUAUAUGGGAGUUGAUGGGAGACGAG